This is a messenger RNA of Patiria miniata (bat star), 8461 nucleotides long. RefSeq names its product lymphocyte antigen 75-like. Gene Ontology annotation, molecular function: signaling receptor activity. Bases 1 to 7596 code for a protein of 2531 amino acids. The transcript has 53 exons. NCBI's taxonomy places the organism in Eukaryota, Metazoa, Echinodermata, Asteroidea, Valvatida, Asterinidae. The record is from RefSeq and is a predicted model, not a curated record.
AUGCAGCUGCAAAUUCUUGUGAUCGGUGCCCUUCUGGCGAUAGCAAUUGCCGCUACUCCACCCAUACCACAGUGCGGCGGCAGCUGGCAGCAGCUGUCCGGCACGGAUCAGUGCUUCAUGGUGGUUACCUCGCCGAAGAAGUGGACCGCUGCUCGGACUGAUUGCCAAAAAAAUAAACGUGGCGAUCUAGCCAUCAUUCCCGACGCAACAACUUCGACCUUCAUAAAAAAUGUUCUCUCUGGAGCCACUGGUCAGUAUUGGAUCGGACUGCACGAUGUUAUCGCGGAGAACACUUUCAAAUGGGUGGACGACACGCCACUGGGCAGUUGGAACAAUUGGAAUCCUGGAGAGCCCAAUAAUGUUGGAAAUGAAGAUUGUGCUGCUGUGUAUGCUAGCUCAGCCAAAUGGAACGAUGACGGCUGUAGUAAGGCCAAACCGUACAUCUGCAGUAAACUGUCCACUGUCCUCGCCGUAUGCGACGAGUCCAAUGGUUGGAGGAGUUACGACGGCAAGUGUUACCGGUUUGCGAGUGGCGCUGCAAAAUGGAAGGAUGCCGAGACCCAAUGUGGGUUUUUCCAGGGGGGUCACAUAGCAUAUAUAAAGAAAACUGACGACCAAACCUUUCUGGACAACUUGCAGGUCACUCACUCAAGUAGUUACUGGAUUGGAUUGCAAGAUAAGGCGAAUGGAAACGACGGAGACUAUCAAUGGUCAGACGGGUCAACCUUUGACACGACUGUUAACAAAUGGGGAAACAACCAGCCAAAAAACCAAUGGUACGGUCAGGAAGGCGAUUGUGGCUACGUCUCAACCUCAGGAACAUGGGCCAUCGAUAAAUGCACAGCAAAAUAUAAAUAUGUCUGCGAAAUUCCUGAAGGCACCUGUCCGGUGGGUUGGUCGGCCCAUGCAGGCUUUUGUUAUCAACUGAAUGCAGUUGCCAACAACCUGAUGACUUGGACUGAUGCCAAGGAUUUUUGCACUACCCAGGGGGCAUUUUUGACACCCAUUCUAGGGGACAGUGAAUAUGUUUUUGUGAAAAGCUUCCUGAAUGGUCUAGACAGCAAUGGCAUCCAAGACCUCUUCUUUGGACUAUCAGAUAUCAAUGUAGAUGGAACAUUCAAGUGGGCAAUGGAUAACUCCAAACUUGGAAGUUACAAAAACUGGGCCCCAGGACAACCUGGGGCUAAAAAUGGACAGAAGGAUUGUGCAUACAUUAAAACAGGUGUGUGUACUGAUGCCCAGGGUCUGUGGUAUUAUGGCGAUUGCUUUAAGCUUGCUGCCUUCAUUUGCAGAAUUACAAAAGGAGUUCCUCUGACGUAUAACCCACCUGGGCCUAUAAAUGCGUAUUGUGACAACACGGAUUACGACUUGUACAACAACCUCUGCUACAAAAUCAUCCCAGAUUCGAAAUCUUGGGCCGACGCCGAAACAGCCUGCGAGAAUGAGAACGCUCAACUAGUCAAGGUGGAAGAUGAUGGAGUACAGUCCUUCAUGUCAAGUCGGCUCAAUGUAAUCAAGAAGCGUGUUUGGAUUGGACUGACAGACAACGCAAUUGCAGGCACCUACAAGUGGACCGACGGGACAACGCUUGGUUCUUAUAACAACUGGGCACCAAACAACCCGAUAACAUCGCUUCACUGUGUCACCUUGACUGGUGCCCCACUGAACUACGGCCUGUGGAAAACGAGAAAGUGCACCCAGAAAAACUACUAUGCGUGUCAGAAAAAAUCACAAAGCGGAGUCGGACCAACGUCUAAACCAAACCCAACAGCUGGGUAUUAUGACCGCUGCGGUAACGGAUGGGAGUACGACAAAGAUUCCAACAAAUGUUUCCUGUUCCGACCGACGGCCUACGAGAACUGGUUCAAUGCCCGGAUCAUCUGCCGACAGGAAGGAGGCGAUCUGCUAAGCAUCCAAGGAAGUGAUGAUAUGAAUUACGCUAAUGGUCGCGUGAAGUCCUUUGGGUCUGGAUUUACAUGGAUCGGAUGUAAUGACCUUGGCGUUGAAGGUGGAUGGGGUUGGAGCGAUGGCAAACCUUUCGCAAAGAUCAACUGGGCUCCAGGACAACCCAACAAUAUCGACACGUACUACUCAGGCGGCCAGCAUUGCUGUGAAAUUUGGAAUAACUAUGGAGAUUGGAAUGACGAUGACUGUUACUACUCUCACUCAUAUGCCUGCAGUCGAGAUGAGUACGUCUUUAAGUAUUUUAUAACUUACACUGAGAAGAAAAUGGACGAAACGGUGGACCUGCAGCUGGACGAUAUGUGGCCUAGGCAAUGCGCAGAGCGAUGCGUCCAGGAGACUUCAUUUACAUGUCUGUCAUUCGACUACGACAGGCAAGGUCGGACUUGCUUCCUUCGGAAGGUUGCUAAGACAGCAGGCGGACUCUUGCCGACCUACGACACGCAACACUUUGAUCAUUACGAGAGAGAUCAGAAUGUUCAACCACCGCUUCCCCCAACUCCCUCAUCCUUGAACUGCCCUACGGGCUGGGGACGAUACCUGGAUAACUGUUACUAUGCCAACUACGACAAAAAAGAAUUUGUUGCAGCCGAGGCAGCCUGUCCAAACGGUGCCAUGUUAGCUUCAGUGGCUGACGUGAAUGUCAACCAUUUCCUGCAGGCCUACGUCUGGGAACAAAACUCCAUAAAAAAUGUCGGCGAUACUCGCUUUUGGAUCGGGCUGCAUGACAGAGAUAUGGAAAACGAGUUCAAAUGGACCAACGGCGAAACCGUGACGUUUACCAGCUGGAACGCGUAUGAACCCAAUGACGUCAAUGGGGAGGACUGCAUUGAGAUGUAUAUUGACAACGGCCUCUGGAACGAUUUACCAUGCAAGGGUUACAACUACGGCUCCUUGUGUAAGCAAGGUCUGACAAGUGGUAACCCAGCCCCACCGGUUGACGGCAACUGCCCCAGUGGUUGGUUGCCAUGGAUUGAUCGCUGUUACCUGCUUAGUACAACCAAAGCUACAUGGGAUGAUGCUGGUACAAACUGCAAGAAGACGUCAGGUGCCCAACUGGUGGUCAUAGAGGAGAAAAUGGAGAUGGCCUUCCUAAGUGGCCAGCUCGGUCAGCAGACAGGUGGUGUGUAUAUAGGGGAGGAGUUUUUCAUCGCUCUGAGUGACAGCAAGACGGCAGGCCUGUAUGAAUGGAUGGAUAAAACGCCCAUUACCUACACACAUUGGGCUGCGGGUCAACCAGACGAUCGCACCGGUCAUUGUGUCACUGUUACCUCGGGUAGAAACGCAGGCUUUUGGGUCGACAGAGACUGCACCACGAAAUACCGCUACAUCUGUGAGAAAGCUAAGGCUAAUAAACCUCCCAUACAACCACCAGUUAUCAAUCCAGGCACCACGCCGUCUAGUUCAGGCUGUGUGACGGGCUGGAUAGGCUACGGCAGCCGUUGCUUCAAGGCCAUCGAGUUUGCCAAUGCCGCCGACAGAGUUGACUGGGAUGAAGCCAAUCGGGUUUGCACUAACUUCGGCGGAGCGCUGGCCAGCAUCCAUCACCCAGACGAAGAGCAAUACUUGGUAGAUAACCUCCAACUGACUACUAAUCAAAGGUUUUGGAUCGGAUUGAAUGACCAGCGAAUGGAAGGAGGUUACCGGUGGAGUGACGGCACAGCGGUGCAGUACACCAGCUGGAAUGGGGGUGAACCCAACGACUACAGCGGCUCCGAGGAAUGCGUGGAGACGGACUUAAAGGGAGGCAAAUGGAACGACCUCUUCUGCUGGUACCCGCGCAAUUUCCUCUGUUCCAUACCCAAAGGGCAAGCUGUUAUCACCACUCCUAAGCCAACACCUCCCCAAGGUGGAGAUUGUUAUCCUGGGGACAGUACUUGGAGUCAUUUAGCACCUUAUUGCUAUAAAGUCUACAAUUAUUGGUAUGACUGGCAUGGGGCAAAUCAAAUGUGCCACAAUGACGAUGCCCAUCUGGUGUCCAUCCACAGCGAUGAUGAACAAACUUUCAUUAAAAACAGAAUGACGUAUUCAAACAAUUACUGGAUUGGUCUGAAGUCCAACCUGACGCAUCCAGGUGAUCACCUAUGGGAGGAUGGCAGCCCGUAUGACUACAUCAACUGGCAAAGUCAACCAGACCCAGGCAAUGGGGAUAAACUAUGCACCGUGAUGAUUGGCGAAGACUCGGGAAAUAAGGCCAAGUGGGAGACUCACAAUUGUGGAGAAUCGGGCCCUUUUGUCUGCAAGAAACGUUUGGAUAGUGUCCCCGUCACUCAUUAUCCUACCAGUCCCUCGACCGGGGGAUGCCAACCAGGAUGGAAGCAGUACAACGAUAACUUCUGUUACAAGUUUAUGGGGCUGGGCGGCCAACAGGACCCCAAACUGAACUGGGGAGAUGCCAAGAAGGCCUGCAGCGAUAUUAUAGGAGCACACUUUGCAUCCGUAAAUGACCUGGAUGUUCACAAUGCUUUGACCGCUGACAUGAUCACGCUUGACGGUGACGUGUGGAUAGGGAUGUCGAAUAUUGGAAAUCACGGCUCUUAUCUAUGGACGGACAGCAGCUCAAGAGGACUCUAUGUCUGGGCCUACAACCAGCCUGUCUACGAUUUUAAUGCCACAUCUUCGUGCGUCUGCAUGAAAUACGAAGACGAGGAAAGUGGAAAAUGGUUCAGCGAGGAUUGCCAACUUCUGCACAGCUAUCUCUGCAAAAUGCCUGCAGAUGAUAGCAUUACAACCACACAGGCUCCGCCUACUCCUUGCCAAACCGCCGACGACAACCUCAAGGAUUACAUCCAGUACGGCACAGCCUGUUUCAAGGUUGACCUGAGCAAAAAGAGGACAUUUGGAGAGGCAAAGCAGUACUGUGAGAACGACGGUGCUACCUUGGCAUCCGUUCUGAACGGCUUUGAGCAGGCUAAGCUCGUGACAAUGACAAGUGACGCUGAUGACAUGACCUGGAUCGGUUUGUACGAUGAUCCGGACACUCGAUUGUUCACGUGGUUAGACGGCUGGCCAUUCUUCAUUGAGUACUGGGGUUGGAGCUCCCCCAACGGCAACAACUGCACAGCUAUAAACAUGAACAACAUGUACAGCUGGUACAACGGAGUCUGGGGAAAUGUUGCGUGCGAAGACAUGUAUUAUACAGCAUGCAAGUACAGCACAGAGACCCCACCCACUCCAUCACCAACCCAAGCUGGAUAUUGCGAGAUCGGCUGGAGUGAUUCUGGCACGAGUUGUUACAUCAUGGGCACCGGCCUGUAUGAAACAGCCACGUUUAAGGAGGCCGUGUACGACUGCGAUAGGUACUACGACGGUGCGCAUGUGGCAACCAUCAGCAGCAAGGCAGAAAACCAAUUUGUGAUGAACCUGGCUCAGAAACAAUUCAGUCUUUCCUGGAUACUGAUCGGCCUCGAACGAGGAAAAGAUGGAGGCUGGGAGUGGAUUGAUAACAGUCCGCUGGCUUACCAAAACUGGGUUGAUGACGCUUGGGAUCAUGAAUCAGCUAACUGUGCCGAGAUUCGAACCUAUGCUCAAGGAAAGUGGGACACUAUUGGCUGUGACGUACAAAGCCACUAUGUCUGCGAGAAGGCCAAAACACUGAUCACCAAUACCGAAGCACCCUUUUUACCCAAAGAUUGCGCAACUCAGUAUGUGACUAGUGGAUGGAAGGCGCUUCGUCAGUAUUGUUACCUAUUCGUACCCAGUUCGCUCUCAUGGGAUCAAGCUGAAGCUGACUGCAACACCAAAGGCGGCUACCUGGCGUCUGUGCUUGAUGAAGACGAGCAGAAUUUCAUCAAGAAUUUGGCAGGGCAGGAUUAUUAUGCGUUGCAUUCCUGGCUUGGACUCCGUAAAGACCUAGCAACUGGUGAUUACAAGUGGACGGAUGGUUCUUCUACAGUUUACAAGGUCUGGGAUACAGACGGUGAACCCGAUGAUCGUGACGACAUGUCUACAUGUGCACAGAUGUGGCACGAUGGACCUUGGAUAACUCACGACUGUGGCAAGUCAAUAUCGUACACUUGUAAGCGACGAUACGACAACCAGAAACCUGUUACGAAACCUCCUCAGCCGACUCCUACAGGAAACUGUCCCAAGGAUUGGUUCAAGGUGGAGAAUGGAUGUUACCAAAUCCGAAACAACCAAUCGAUGUGGAACAUAUCGAGGGCUGACUGUCGGAAAGAGGAGGGCGGAGAUCUGGCCGCUAUACAUAGUGCACUCACCCAGACGUUUAUUACGAGCAUGAUGAAAGGAGGAGCUGAUGAUCUUUGGAUCGGGUAUCGAACUCUGGAUGCUAAAGAAGGCUGGGGCUACCACUGGGUAGACCAAAGUGAUAUUUGGUAUAUCAACUGGGCCAAACAGAGACCAAAUGUUUAUUGGGAGCCCGGUUAUUGUGUUACUUUGACAAUUGAUGAUGAGCUUCCAGGCCGCUGGGUUGAUGUUCCAUGCUCAGAGAAGCAUGGCUAUGUCUGCUAUAAACCACUCGAUCCAACAUUGCCGACCGCUGCUCCACCAGAGAACAACUGUCCUAAAGAUGACUACCUACCGUACGUCGAAGACUGCUUCAAGAUAAACAUGGACAAAAUGAACUUCGCCGACGCCACCAAAUACUGUGCUGAUGACGGAACAUACCUAGCCACCAUUACUAAUGGUUAUGAUGAGGCUUUCGUCAUGUACAAUACUCUGAUGCAAGGACAAGCCGGUGCUCCCCCAGAUGCUGUGUGGAUUGGUCUCAGAGCCGAUAACGAUACCAGAGAGUACAAAUGGGUAGAUGGCUGGCCUGUGAUAUACACAAACUGGGACGUUUUCCAGCCCAUGGAGGAAAACGGCUUGUGUGUGCAGUUGACGCAAGAUACAUAUUGGCAAACGGCACCCUGUACCAACGACACCAAAGCACCCUUCAUUUGCCGAACAACCACUGGUACAGUUGUGAUACCAACUGAUCCAGCUCACUCGGGCACCUGCCCGGAUGAUUGGGUAGCGUUCCAUGACCACUGCUACCAGUUCAACACCGACACGGAGGGCUACGAGUCGUGGUACAAAGCGUCGCAUAAGUGUGAGCAAGACCACAACGGCCGACUUCUGUCCAUACACACCAAGGCUGAGAAUGACUUUAUUCGAAAGAAGUUCAGUGAACUGUACCCCGACUCGUAUUAUUGGGAUGGGUUAUGGUUGGAUCUCUCUCGUAACGCAACUGGUACCGGUCAUACUUCGUUUUAUUGGAACGAUGGUCACGCACUUGAUUAUAGUAACUGGGACAAGGGAGAGCCACAACAGAAUGAAUGGAAUGACUGCGCCGCGGUGUUGCCCAAGGCUUAUGGCAAGUGGCAGGCCCAAUCCUGUGAAUACGGAAACUAUUUUGUCUGCUACAUGGAACAAGAUGUAGUAGCACCACCCAAGCCGUACAGCGGUGGCCUGGGUGGGGGCGCUAUAGCCGGUAUCGUCAUCGGUGUUCUCGUCGUCUUACUCCUCGCCCUCGGCGCCGGGUACUUCCUGAUGAAGAACCGCCACGCCAAGCCACUGGACGACCCAGGCUUACCUCCGACCACCGGCUUUGAUAACGUCUUGUACACACCUUCUCUUGAUGAGGUGAAAACCAAGGAUAUCGAUACUAAGCCCGAGUCAAUGAGCGAUGCUUAGAAACACUCACUUUCAUGAACAAAUUAAAGGUGCUCUCUCAUUGUUUUUGCCCUAAACAUGCCGCAGUAACUUACACAUAGCGUACUGCGUGACACUUUCAUAUACAUGUACAAGUUUUGAAUUGAACUUGAUGGUGGAAAGGUUUCAAUUUUCAAUUUCCUAAGCAGUGGAAGUACUGCUUCAUCCAACUAUACUGAUUAAAUGAAAUACACAUGUCGGUACACCUUUAACUUAAAAGUACAGUAAUAGCAGCGGCACUGUUCUUACAAACUUGAGAGUUGAUUACAAAUUCAAUAAAUAAAAUAUUUGUCGAUGAGUUUCAAAGUUGGCAGGGAAUUUAUGUGGACUUGACCGAUCGCUGACAAUGACUUAAAGUGCAGCUAUAGUGAUGUUGUAUCAUUUUGUAAGAUGUAGACGCAAAUCUGGUUGUAUAUUGAAACAUUGUGAAACCCAAACUUUACUUUUACCUAAAGCAAGACACUAUCACAAUAAGUCAGGCUAACAGCGGGCCCACUAGCGUUUUGUUCAGCCCAUGUUGUGUCCAAUGAUUAUAUGAACAAUAGUAUUACCAAAGUAUAGGCCUUAACUAUGCGAUGGGCACAAGGCGAACUUGAAACCAGCUUAUGGACAGACAGCUUGAUGUUUGCCAGUGCUUAAAUUAUUAAGUGGAAUAUGAAGGAAUGUCAUGGUCCGUGCACCUAAAUUUGCAUAUUGAUAAUAAAAGCUUGGACUUUCAAUUAAGAAUGUGUGACAGGUUGUUGGUGAAUAUUCAGAAGGCAUAACGAGCGCUUACCACUCCCUCGUGGGUCACUCUAUAAAUCUGAGGUCCACUUUUUUUCACGUCCCUGACAUCUAUGAUUUUUAU